Messenger RNA from Acytostelium subglobosum LB1, 2553 nucleotides. RefSeq lists its product as hypothetical. Lineage: Eukaryota; Evosea; Eumycetozoa; Acytosteliales; Acytosteliaceae. The coding region runs from base 1 to 2553 and encodes 850 amino acids. Gene Ontology annotation, molecular function: DNA binding; nuclease activity. The transcript has 2 exons. The record is from RefSeq and is a predicted model, not a curated record.
AUGUUACACGAGGUAUAUAAGUGUAUUGGUCAACUAUCAAAGAGCACAGAUGUUCCAUACUUGGGCGAAGAUAUCGAUAGGCUAAGAGUCUAUCUUCGAGGUGCUGAUAUAGAAGGAUUGAGAAGAUUACUACGCGAAUAUCAAGUAUUUGAUAAACACAAGACUGAUCCAAUCGAACAUUAUGUCAAGAGAGUCAAUGGAAUGCUAUCAAAAUCUGAGCAAGAUGAGGUGGAUGCAAUCACCAACUCAACAUUCAUGAAUGGAUCAAACUCAACGAACAUGGUUACCAACUCAACGACACCAUUGUCAUCAUCACCACCAGCAUCAUCGACAUCACCAUCUUCACAGUCCAUUGUUGGACAUAAGCAUUCAUUGGCAUUCAAUAUUGUAUCAAAGAGUGGAAGGAUAUUACAAAGCUCAGACAAUGUACUUUUGAAGAAGUUGAAAUGGGUCGAGGAACAGAAUGUUACAUUUCUUCAAUGGUUCCCAACAGGCGAUGUACCAAUCCUGCCACAGAUCGAGUUCUCACCUCCACCUCGUCGUCGCUCCACUGUCUCCCCUCCACCUCGUCGCGCCCUCACCCCUCCCUCCAAACCUCCACUCACAAGUGAUGAUCUUAUCAACAACAACAACAACAACAACAACAACAGUGCUGGUGGAAGUAGGAAUGGCAGUGUCAAUGGCAGUGUCAAUGGUAGUCUCAAUGGCAGUGCUAAUCCUGGACGUCUAUCAUUCGAGUCAGCACCACAGGCACCAUCAUCACAGCCACCACCAUCACAACCUCAAACUCAAACUCAAACAUUGGAUACCUCAUCAUCAUCAUCAAUUGUAAAUAGUCAAUCAACAUUGAGAGAGUCAACCAACUCCAACACGAGUGUGUCACUCUCAGCGAGUCUUGGAUCGUCAACCAACAGCAUUGGCGCAACCAACAACACUUCAUUGGCUCUGGCGGAUGCGGAGAACGAAGAGCUCGGUCUCUCACCAAUCAACCAGAUAUACCGACCAGAGUUUGGCAACGUCGAGUUUGCCAUACUGGUGACACUAUCGAUCCACUCGCGCAAGUUCACGAUGGGCCAACUCGUCCAGAACUCGCAGUCAUUCUGCCUGCACGACAUGUACGACCCAGAGGUGCAAUCGCAUCUCCCGUCCAAGCUCAUGAUGCUGGUGGCCAACGACCUCGUGGGCAACGAUGGCUCCGAUCUCUACUACCAAUCGGGCGCCGGCAAGGAUCUCGGCAGACACUUCCACGACAUAUGGUUCGACCGCGAUAACUUCCUCAAGAAGAACCAGCUCACACCGUCAGUGGCGCAGACCAACGUGGUCGUGGUCAUUGAUCAACGCGAGCAAACCAAGGCUGCCAAGCUGAUUGAGACAUUCCUGUGCGACAUGGGAAUACGCACUGUGAACCGCAAGCUAACGGCAGGUGACUUUGCCUUCAUCCCGGCCACGCAGGCCUAUUCAGAGACUCUGAGCGAGUCCGAGUUGUACCCAUUCACCAUCGAGCGAAAGACCUUCACCGAGUUCUAUCGAUGCCUUACCGAUCAGAACUAUGGCGUGCUGAUGGCCAAACGAAGCAAGUUCACCUAUCCUUCGAUUCUCCAGAGUGGCGGCUGGAUCUACAUUGUCGAGGGCGAAGUCGAGUCGUACAAGGGCACGGGCGCACCGACACGCGAGGAGUACAACAGACUGUGCGAGCGCAUGGCUAACUCGGAAUCAUUCCGACUGCUCCACACCGACUCGGUGAUGGGCACCAGCAAGUACCUGGCGAUGAUGGCAUCGAUCCUGGAUACACAGUGGGGCAGUCGUCCAAAGCUAAAGUUUGAGACAGUCAAUGCAUCCGCGAUCAGGAAUCCACCACUGACGCAGUUGAACGUCAACUCUCCGCGCAGCCGCUUCGUCAUCAAGCCGCCAAUCGAGUUCUUCAAGGAGUACAUAUUCUCGACGGACUUUAGAGAGCGAGUGGGCACGAUGAUCGACCAGACCAAGUGCAACCAGGUCAUCUCGAUACUCAUUGCAAACAACGCUGUGGGCGACUUUAGGCAGGAGCUGGCCAGUCGUCUGGACACCAUGCUACAGAACUACCUGAGCUCUCAAAAGACCCAGACGCCCAUGGAGACGCCCUACUUUACACAUGACAACCUGCUACAGAUUGAUCACAUCGAUCCAAUGUUGAUUGACUACUACAUUCUUCACAUGAACCUGAUACUUGGCGUGAGGUUCAUCGCCACAAGCAGUGACAGCCUACCAACGCCAACCAGUUUGCAGGCACUCAAUGACCUUUCCCAGGACAUUGAUCAACUCUGCAAGCUACCAACCACAUUCGGACAGCUUUUCUCGAUAGCCAUCACGAGCAAGAACCGUGAGGUUCAACGAUUGCUUACCCCAUCGCAGUCCCAAUCAAACUCGCAAUCACUGUCUCAGUCGCAAUCACAGCAACAACAGACAUUGAGCCAGCCACAGCCUAGCAUACAGGGUCUUAGCCAAUCGAAUGGAAGUCCCAUCGCAGCAAGUCAGCCACCACCAUCAGAGACAAUAAAUCUUGACGAUGACUGA